GCGCGGGGCGCGGGGGUGGGACUGGGUCGCCCUGUCCGCCGGGCGGCAAGCGCUCUGGAAGCCGGAGGCCGAUGCGGCAGCUCGGGGCGGGCCGCAGGGCGCGGAGCGCAUCCGGGCGGCGGCUCGGGCGAGCCUGGCGGGCCGCCUCCGGGCUCUCCUUCCUGCUGGCGGGCGGCAGCGCGCGGGCUCCCGGGAGCGGGACCUGAGCGGCGGGGGCGGGCAGUGGGAGGCCGUCCCGGUGCUGGCCGGGCGCUGAGGGAGCACGCCCGAGUGCCGGCGUGGACGGCCGGGUGAGGGGCCCCGGCCUCCUCGGGAGAGCGCGGUGCGCGGAGGACCGCAGGCCCGGGUGGUGGCGCCUCGGGGACAGCUCCUUCAGGCAGUUGCGGCUGGGACCUCCUACUCCGGCUGCAGGUCAAAGAGCAGGAAGCAGCGAUGUCUGCCGUGGGUCCUACAGCUCCACACCUGCAUCGCCCUGGUGACAGUCACAGUGACUGCGUGAGUUUCCUGGGGGCCCAGCUGCCCCCAGAGGUGGCAGCAAUGCCCCGGCUCCUGGGGGAUCUGGACAGGGGCACGUUCAGAAAGGUGUUGAAGCUGGUGGUCAGCAGCCUGCAGGGGGAAGACUGCUGUGAGGCUGUGCAGCGCCUCAGGGCUGGCACAGACCUGCCCGAGGAGCGGCUGGGUGCCCUAAUCGCUGGCACGCACACCCUGCUCCAGCAGGCGCUCCGGCUGCCCCUGGCCAGCCUGAAGCCCGACACCUUCAAGCACCAGCUCCAGGAGCUCUGCAUCCCCCAGGACCUGGCCGUGGACUUGGCCAGUGUGGUGUUUGGGAGCCAGCGGCCUCUCCUUGAUGCUGUGGCCAGGCAGCAGGGGGCCUGGCUGCCCCACGUUGCCGACUUUCGGUGGAGGGUGGACGUGGCCAUCUCCACUAGCGCCCUGGCCCGCUCCCUGCAGCCCAGUGUCCUGAUGCAGCUGAAGCUCUCGGAUGGGUCGGCCCUCCGCUUCGAGGUCCCCACGGCCAAGUUCCAGGAGCUGCGGUUUGGUGUGGCCCUGGUUCUGAAGGAGAUGGCUGACCUGGAGAAGAGGUGCGAGCGCAAACUGCAGGACUGAGCCUUGCUCACCAGUUCCCCUCUGGUCACCUGGGACAGCUGGCUCAGACAGGAGUCUCCAGAGUGAAGCCUGCACUUCCCAGGAGGCACUCCAGUGAGUGUCUGAGUGUAAUCGUGUCUUUCCCUAAGUGAAGACGACAGCUAUGUCUUUCCCUUUUUUUGGAAGUAAAGCAACUAUAGAAAAUAUGUCCUCCUGGGUGGGCAUCAAACUGCAGGCCCCCUCCCCCCAGAUGUCAGUCGGUCUUGUUGCCACCCACUGCUCUGGUGUGGCCGCGUGUGGUCUGGUCACAGUCUGGGGUCCGGCCGAGGCCUUUGUGAGGACACACAGGUUGCUUAGCCUGGCCCCAUGUAGCAUCAGAGCUAUUGCUUCUUUGCUUUUGGGAACCCUGUGUUUCAGGGUGCACAUGUCAUUCCCCUGUCUUAAAUCCCUGACUUUAUGGAGAGCAUUCUAGUGGGGAGGGGGAGGCAUUAUGAAAGGCAUACUAUAAACAAAUGGUGUAGCUUGUGAGAGGAUGGGAUUGAUGCAGGAAGCAAGCAGCCUUUGGAGAUGGGAGGUGGGGCUAUGGGAGAGUUGGGCUGUCAUUUUAAAUUGGGUCAUGGGGUGGGCCUCCUUGAGGACAUGGUACCUGAGCAAAGACCUAAAGGAGGCGAGGGACGCUGGGUGGAGGGGGCAGCCUGUGGUGCACAGGCCACGUGGCUGCCUCCAAGUGGGGGGAGGCAAGUGGAGGGCACAGGGGGCAGGCCUGGGGGCCUCCCUAAGAACGUUGGCUCAAUUCUGAAUGAAAUGAGUGUGAUAUGACGGUUGUUUUUAAAGGAUCACAUUGGAUGCUGUGUUGAUAGCAGAGUGUAGGGCAGCAGGGUGGGAAGUGGGAGUCUGGUGGAGUUGGUGGUGGCAGGGGAGAGGGGAGCAGGGGCCUUGCCUGGGUGCCUCUAGGCUGGGUAUCUCAGGCAGCUCAGACUGCCAUAGACCAAGUGGCUUAAACAACAGAAAUUACUUCCUCACAUUUGUGGAGGCUGGAAGUCUGACAUUAGGGUGCCGGCACCAUCAGGUCCUGGUGAGGCCUGUCCCCCAGCCUGCAGACUUCCCUCAGUGUGUGUGUGUGUGUGUGUGUGUGUGUGUGCACGUGUGCGUGCAUGUGUGCAUGUGUGCAUGUGUGAGAGAGAGGGCUCUCUUCCUCUUACAAGGGCACCAGUCCUAUAGGAUCAGGGCCCUGCCUUUACGACCUCAUCUCACCUUAAUUACCUCCUUGAAAGCCCCAUCUUUAAAUGCAGUUACACCGUGGGUCAGGGCUUCAACAUGGAGGUUUGGGGGACACAGUCAGUCCAUAGCAAUGGGAGUGUGCAGGGGAGAGGGGAGCACGGUUCUCUCCUGAGUGCCUCUAGGGUGGGAGUGUGCAGAGUCCAUGGCCAGCCCUGCACCCUCCAGCAUAACUGCACCCCAGGUAGGGGGCCUGGGGGUGCCCCUGCCUCCAUGCUCUGCUGUGCCAGGAAACCAGGUCACAAGUCUGGUAGGAUUAAUAGGUCCAAGCAUCAUGCAGGAACUUCCUCUGAAAACAGCAGAUGAGCAUGGGUGCCCGUGCGGCACCUUGCCGUGUCUAUGCUGGAAGCCCCUGCCCUUCCCCAGUGCCCUCUCCCUGCUCCUGCUCUACGGCAGGACCCAUCAGGAGCAGCAGUGGUUGCUCUGUGCUGUUCCCAGAACACUCCCACGAUCUCAGCUAACUAAGGCCUUUCCCUGAGUGAGGGUCCUGGCAAGUGAGGUGCAGGCCAAGGGCACAGAGAGGAGGAGGCUGCCCUGGGGGGCUGCUGUGCACUCGGAGCUGGGGUUUCAGAGGCCAGGCCCCAGGUGGGGCCCUGUCCUGCCUCGGCUGAGGGUGCAGUCUACCCUGGUAUCCUUCAGCGUCAGCUGGCAUCCUUGGGCCCUGCUUCCCCAAGGACAGGAGCUGGACUGGGCUGUCCUUGCUGCUGCCCAGGCCUACUCAGAAGGACAUGCACAGGUAAGCUGAGCACCACACUGCCUCAACCAGUGACUUUCUGUGCUGUGACUUCUUCCUCAACUGUUGGGCAUGUGUCAGGAAUAUGUACUCAUUAUAAUACAUUUGGAAAAUCCCCAAAAGUAAAAACAAACAAAAAAAACCUAAAAAGAAUUGAAAAGCCUCCUUGACCAUAAACAGUCACGGAGAAACUGUCUUGACCAGACUUGACAUUUACAGUGUGGGCUGUCUCUGUGUGUUUAACUCUUCCUGAAUGUGACAGUCUAACGGCUGCAGAACGUGCAUCCCCCCCCCCCACCCCGGUGGGCGUGCU
Hippopotamus amphibius kiboko is the source of this 3410-nucleotide messenger RNA. It is a transcript of the gene COMMD5, whose product is annotated as COMM domain containing 5. The coding region runs from base 433 to 1107 and encodes 224 amino acids. Lineage: Eukaryota; Metazoa; Chordata; Mammalia; Artiodactyla; Hippopotamidae. Gene Ontology annotation, cellular component: nucleus. The transcript has 2 exons. The record is from RefSeq and is a predicted model, not a curated record.